GAAGCUCGGUGUGCCGAGCGCGCAGAGGAGAGCAGAGCGCAGCCGCGUCAUCAUGUCGCCUUCAGUCUGAACUUUCUUUCCUCUUCCUCGGGAGUUUUCAAUCCGCAGUUUUAUCCAGUUUUUCUUCCUCGGCGCAGCUUUGUGAUGCCCGCCGGGAUGUUUAGUAUCGACAGCAUCCUGUCCGGACGGCCGAGCUGUAAGGAACCGCUGCUGCUUCACCGGAGCGGACCGGUGGUGCUGCCCGCCGGCCUCACGGACACCAUCUACACCGACUACAGUGGACUGUACUCAGCCGCCCGCGGACCGUCCCCACCGGGCGUCCACGCGGUAAACGGUGCAAGGAUCGGAUAUAACGGCUAUUACUACGGACAACUGCAGGUCCAGGGGCCCGGAGGAGGUCCGCCGUGCUGUGGAGCCGUGCCCGGCCUCAGUCCGCAGCAGUGCCCCUGCUUCCCCGCAGGCUAUGACAGCGCGGCCUCGGUGCUUCUAUCGCCCGUUCCUCACCACAUGAUGUCCUACAUGAACAUGGGCAGCCUGUCGCGGACCGAGCUGCAGCUCCUAAACCAGUUGCACUGCCGCAGGAAGCGCAGGCAUCGAACCAUCUUCACGGACGAGCAGCUUGAGGCCCUGGAGGGCCUUUUCCAGGAGACCAAGUAUCCGGACGUGGGGACGCGGGAGCAGCUGGCUCGCAAAGUCCAUCUGAGGGAGGAGAAGGUGGAGGUGUGGUUCAAGAACCGACGCGCCAAGUGGAGGCGGCAGAAGCGCUCCUCCUCGGAGGAAUCGGAAAACUCACAGAAAUGGAACAAAAAAGCGGAGAAAACGGACGGGACUAAAAGCGACGCGGACUCUGACAGCUGAUGGAGACGGGGGCGCGCAACGCGGCCACGUGAUGUGAUGUUGCACAGGUGUACAUAUCGUUUUAUUAUUGACUGUCUCCGUGACGCCUAUUUAUAUUUAAUUUAAAACUUUUUUUUUUUUAAUGUCGUCUUUGAAGUGCGCGCAAACACAGUGCGCCAUGUGACAGUUUGUGGAUGUUCAUUGUUGCUGCGCGUGCAGCUACGCUGCGCGUGCGCUUAUUUGUAAUUAAUUAGAAAUUAGGCGACAUCUUUAAGGUGUAAAUGGAAGAAGGGGUUCUGUAGCUUGAAAGAUACCGAACAAAUAUCGGGCAAUAGAGAGUUACUGACCGUAAAAAUCAUCAGCGUCAGUUUUCCGCAGCUUAAUUUGUGUAAUUUUCAAAGAAAUUCUAUCAAUAUCGUUUUUUUUCUAAUUAAAUGUGCCACCAAUUUGGAACAAUAUUUUAUUUCUUCAAAAAUAUUCUCAAAUUAAGAGAUUAAAUUUACAGAAAAAGCAGCAGAAACUUAGAGGAGGCAGAUUUGUGUUUUAGGAUAAAAAAAAAAAGAUUUUUUAUAUUUAUCUGGUUUUGUAAAUAUGAUUACUAUAAUACAUUUUAUUUAAUCAGUUAAUUACAGUGUAACAAAUCUAAAUUUCUGCCGAGAUAUAAGAUACAUUCCUGCACAUCAGUUUCUGGAAAUCAAAACUUGGUUUUAUGUAAAUGAUGGAUCUAAUGUCAGUCAAGUCCUUAAAAAAAGAACAUCUUUGUAAGUAGAUAUGAAUGUCUGUAUCUGUGAAAGAUGUGAAUAAAUAUCAAUUUAUGUAAA
Cyprinodon variegatus (sheepshead minnow) is the source of this 1658-nucleotide messenger RNA. RefSeq names its product goosecoid homeobox (gene gsc). Gene Ontology annotation, biological process: regulation of transcription by RNA polymerase II. Gene Ontology annotation, molecular function: DNA-binding transcription factor activity, RNA polymerase II-specific; RNA polymerase II cis-regulatory region sequence-specific DNA binding. The record is from RefSeq and is a predicted model, not a curated record. The transcript is spliced from 3 exons. Gene Ontology annotation, cellular component: nucleus. Bases 145 to 858 code for a protein of 237 amino acids. Lineage: Eukaryota; Metazoa; Chordata; Actinopteri; Cyprinodontiformes; Cyprinodontidae.